AUGCAAGCGCAGGAUGGGAGGGGAGGCCUUUCUCCGGGCUUGGCUUCCGAGCCGGAAGCAGAACCGCAAGAGGGGCCUCAUGUUGCCUCGCGGCUGGGCCCUGUGCGGGCUGGUGAGUCCCGGAGCAGCACAGCUCUUUACGAGGGCUACGUGGAGCAUCCGGCGCUCCAGUUCGAGAAUGACAUGGAAGAGCAGGACCGGCGGCGCCUUCGACAUGGCGUGAUGGUGUUGGAGGAUGGUGGCAGCCAGCUUCCGAGAUCCACAUGGUCCUUCCUGGAAUCCUGCCUGCCGAGCUGGAUGGAAAGUAUCCUGCGGCGGAAACAGAAGGAACCUACGCCCUUGCAGGCCACGUCGUGGCCUCUGCUGAGGACGAACCGUGACGUGGUUGUGACUGCAGAGCACGGCUGUGGCAAGACACUGGCAUAUGUGGUGCCACUGUUGAUUCGGGCUGCAGCGUUGAGAGGGGAGACCCACGAGCUUUUCCACUGCCUCGAUGAGCUGCCGUGGGAUCAAUGGCGCCAGAGGCCACCCGAUGGCGUGGUCCUUGUGCCGGUCAAGGAGGUGGCAGCCCAGGUGCGCGAACUGAUCGCUCCUUAUGCGGCCGCUGGGCGUGUCAUCGUGGCGGGAGGCAUGGAGGAGCCUGUCUGCAAGCACAGCGAGGCCGAGGCAACUCAACAACGAGAGGCGUCCAGAGCUGGCGUUCUGGUACUGACUCCAUGGCAGCUUGAAUACCAAUCCUGGGUGCUGGGCAAAGACGAGGACCUAGAGGUCCUGAAGCAGGAUGUGCUAGUUGUCUUUGACGAUGCAGACGAGAUUGUGAAGGAUGGCGAUGACGAUGGUGCGCAGGCAAGAACGAUUCUCGAGCUUCUGCCCAAGAGAAGACAACUUGCGUUCUUCUCCACAACCUGGCCACCACGGGCUGAGCAAAUGGCGAGGAGGCACCUGCGUGGAGACGCGGUGGUCGUCCACGCAGCCUUCGAAUGCAUGCAGAAUGCGAGCAGUCACUGCCUCGAGUCGCGAUUUGUGACGCAGCAUUUCAAGGUUCUUCAUCCACUUGCCAAGCCGGAACAGCUCCGCGAGGCGCUGGCGCUGCUGCGGCCCCAAGGCACCUGCAUGGCCAUCGUCUUCUGCAAUGGCGAGGCCGUGGUUGAAAAGGUGGCCGAGCAGCUUGGGGAGCAAGCUUACGCUGCCGUCGCCCUGCACGAUCGGAUGCCUUCGGCCCUGGUCGCGGAGCGGUUCUUGGAGUUGCAGAAGCCCUCGGUGCUUGUCGCCACGACCAUGCUCGGGCGCGGCUUCGAGUUUCCGAAGGUGAAGUGGCUGGUCAACUACGACAUGCCCACAUCUACUUUGGAGUACUUGCAGAGAAUCCGCCUUGCUGCUCGGGCAAGCGGGCCGGGAUCAGCCCUGACUUUCCUCUGCCAGGAGGAUUUGCUUCAGGCACAGGAAUUGUCCACCCUGCUCAAGCUCCUGGGUCAGGAUGUUCCGGAGACCAUCAACAAAGCUGCUGCCAAUCGCCUUGCUUUGCUUCAGAGAACGGAUCCUGAAGAGGCGCUGAAAGACGAGAGGAGGAAUCGACACAGCGGCUUCUUCGCGCGAAGAGGAGGAAAUUGGAAUGGUGGGAGACGAGGAGUUGGCAUAGGCCCGAGGAUGGACAACGUCCCAAUGAACCUCGAUGGGAGCUGGAAGGACUACCACCCGCUGACAGUGGAAGAAGCAGCCGACACCACUGAUCUGCAGAACAGGCAGGCAGCUCCUGCGCCAGCGCUUGCCAUCGACCUCGUCGAGGAUCUGAUCUGCCUCGACUAA
This is a messenger RNA of Symbiodinium natans, 1806 nucleotides long. The record is from the annotation of a GenBank genome assembly. Lineage: Eukaryota; Dinophyceae; Suessiales; Symbiodiniaceae.